Caenorhabditis angaria is the source of this 427-nucleotide messenger RNA. Lineage: Eukaryota; Metazoa; Nematoda; Chromadorea; Rhabditida; Rhabditidae. The record is from the annotation of a GenBank genome assembly.
AUGAAACAAUUUCACGCCGUUUGGAACGGUCGAGAAAAUGGGAUUUUCGAUUGGCCGACUGCCGACGAGAAAACCUCACACUUCCCACACAAAGGACAUGCCGGAUAUAAUACGGCAGAGAAGGCUUUGAACGCUAUCAAGAAUUUUGAAGGUGAUUUUGAGUUUUGGGAGGCAAAAUUGAACUCUUCAUACAAUUUAGAGCAUUUUGAGCCCAAAAAUCGGGAUUUUUCCAGCUGAAUUGGCCAAGAAGGAAAUCCACGAAUAUUUUCUGAUUUCUGAAGAUUCGAAAGAAAAUGCGAAGAAAAAAUAUGCGAGCUUUGAUGAGAUGAUUCGAAAUUUGGAAGAGGAACUUUUCGACUUUUCGAAACUUCGAUAUGUUCGAGUUGAGAGAAGAGUCAAAAAGGACGAAGAUUUUGAACAUUGUUGA